GGGUAGGAAGACAGCUCUUCCGGGUUAGCUUCCGCUGCUCGCCUGUCACACGUCUCCGUUUGUAUUUAUUAUUAUUAUUAUUAUUGUUUUUAUUUGGUAUUAAAUACAUCUCCAGCAUGUCGCCGAUGUGUGUGCAGGAGGCCGAGCAGCAUGGACGCCCGGGAGGAGCUGAGUGCGCACCAGCUGCUGGCGAGAAAAGUGCAACAUGAACGACGAGGUGAGUGCGCGACGCGAGGUCACAACAUUAGGGACAGUGAUGGCGGCCCUCUCCUUGCAGGACUGCUGAGUUCUCUCCACAAGCUCUUCGGGAACCUCAACACGCUGCACGUCCACGCCGUCAGCCGCCUCGAAUGCGCCGGUUCCUGCCCGGACCUGACGAUGAGCAGGCGGGACGUGGCGGACAUGCAGCGGCCUGUGCCCGUGGCCCUCAUGCCCCAGCUGGGCCCCAGGCUCCACCGGCCCCUGUGCGUGUCCGUGUCGUCCGACAGCAGCGGGCGCUUCAAAGCCCUGCAGACGCAGGAGUGGAAGAACAACCUCAAAGCUCAGAUGGAACAGGCGCACAGCGCGGGCGCCGCCAGCAGCACGGGCUCGCUGGAGCGCGCCUCCUUGUUCUACGCCUCGGGCGGUCCGGCCGAGCUCCUGAACAAGAACAAGUCUUCGGGCCGCUUCUCUCGCUUUUCGCCGCCGUGGAACAGCAGCUCGGAGUCGGAGUCCAACCCUCCGUCGCGUAGCGGCUCCAAGAAGCUGCGGAACUACAGCCGGAGGGCGGCCACGGGCCCGGCCGGGGCGGAGCCCAAAGGCGGCGGCCCGCAGCAGAUUCAGUACUUCGAGCCGCUCAUCUCCAAGGUGACGGACUACAUCUUCGUGGGCAACCUCAACGCGGCGUACAACGGGCGGGCGUUGUGCCGCAACAGCAUCGACAGCAUCAUCGACAUGAGCGGGGCGCCGGGCGAGGCGGGGCCCAGCCUCAGCCUCAUCCCGUGCACCUGCUCCCGCGGCGGCGUGCGCCACAGCUGGUCCCGGCUGAAGGUGGACAUCGGCGACGUGAAGCAGCGCUGCUUCGAGGACAUCAACGACUGCAUCGAAGCCUCGGCGCAAAAGAGGAAGCGCGUGCUGGUGCACUGCCGCGACGGCUUCUCGCUGGCGCCCACCUGCGUCAUCCAGUACCUGAUGGUCAAGCGCGACAUGAGGCUCAUCGCCGCCUACGAGCUGCUCCGCGCCAAGUACCCGCUCAACAUCCGCGAGGGCCACCAGAACCUUCUGGUCAGCCUGGAGAGGACGCUUCGGCCCGGGGACGUGGACCCGCAGAGCUUCAAACAGGCCAUCUCCAGGAAGGUGGCCUGGACCUGACUCUUUCAUCCCAGUCCUGGAGAGACCCCCUGUAAAGUGACAACUGGUCUACGGGUCGGUGCCAUCAGAACCUGUCAGAUUGGUGCUGGUGUGUGGCCUCUAGUUUUGUUUGUGUAGAUGUUCUGAUCCAAGCCACAAGGUGGACCUGCUGCGCCUGCGCUGUCCUCUGUGAGGAACACCUGCUGGCUUCUCCGCAGCAGAGUCCAGGAUGUGGGCCAUGCCUCACACACUGCAAUUACAACAGGUGUCAAACUCAAGGCCCGGGUGCCAGAUUGGGCCCGCCACUUUAUUUGAUGUGGCCCGACGAUUUGUUUAAAGUGGUCUUCAACGUUAUUUAAAGUGGCCCCUCACAUCAUUUUAGAUUGUCCGCCUUUUAUUGACAUGGUCCGCCACAUUAUUUAACGUGGUCUGUCAAAUUCAUUUUAUCUGGCCCGUCACCUCAUUUGUUUAGGCCCGCUACAUCAUUUUUUGGUCCAUCAUGUGAUUUUAAAGUGGCCUGUCGCAUUAUUUUAUUUGGCUUGCCACAGUAUUUAACAUUGUCUGUCAAUUAAUUUUAUCUGGCCUGUCACAUCAUUUAAUUUGGCCCGCUACAUCGUUUUUGGUUUUUUUUGGUGCACCACGUGAUUUAAUUUGGCCUGCCUUGUAAAUAAUGAGGUCCGCAACAUUAUUUAAAGUGGUCCAUCAUGUCAUUUAAUCUGACCCGCCUUGUAUAUAAUGUGGUUCGCCACAUUACUUAAAAUGGCCCGUCACGUCAUUUAAAUUGGCCUGCCUAAUAUAUAAUGUGGUCCGCCACGUAAUUUUACGUGGCAUGCUACGUCAUUUAGUUUGGCUCGUCAUGUGGCCUGCCUUUUAUACAAUGUGGUUCGCCAUAUUAUCCAACAUGGUCCGCCAUAUUAUCCAACAUGGUCCGUUACGUCAUUUUAAGUGGCCUGCCUUCUAUAUAAUAUGGUCUGUCACGUCAUUUUAUUUGGCCCGUCAAAUCAUUUUAUCUGGCCCAUCACAUAUAUAUUGUGGUCCACCACAUUAUUUAACAUGGUUUGCCACAUCAUUCAAAGUGGCAUGUCAUGUCAUUUUAACUGACCCGUCACGUCAUUUUACUUGGCUGGUCACGUCAUUUUACUUGGCCCGUCAUAUUUUUAUUUGGCCCUUCAUUUUAUGUUGCCCGCUACAUAAUUUUACUUAACCGGUCACGUAAUUUUAAUUGACCUGUCUCGUAAUUUUAUGUGGCCCGUCAUUUAAUUGGCCCGCUAUGUCAUUUUAGUUGGCCCGGUACGUAUAUAUUGUGGUCCACCACGUUAUUUAACAUGGUCUGCCACAUCAUUCAAUGUGGCCCGUCUCCACGUUUUAUUUGGCCCGUCAUUUUACGUGGUCCGCUAUGUCAUUUUACUUGGCUGAUUACGUCAUUUUAUUUGGCCUGUCGCAUCAUUUUAAGUGGCCUGUCAUUUAAUUGGGCCGCAUCAUCAUUUUAUUUGGCCCGUCAUGUCAUUUUACUUGGUCCGCCGCAACAUUUUACGUGUCCCGUCAUUUAAUUGGCCCGCUACUUCAUUUAAAUUGGCUUGUCCUGUCAUUUUAUUUGGCCCGUCACAUUUUAUUUGGCCCGUCCCGUCAUUUUAAAUUGCCCGUCACGUAUAUAUUGUGGUGCACCACAUUAUUUAACAUGGUCUGCCACACCAUUCAAUGUGGCCCGUCACGUCAUUUUAUUUGACCCGUCGCGUAAUUUAUAAUGGCCCGUCAUUUAAUUGGCCCGCUACGUCAUUUUAGUUGGCCAGUCACGUCAUUUUAUAUGGCCCGUCCUUUUUUUAUUGUGGUCCACCACAUUAUUUAACAUGGUCUGCCAUGUCAUUCAAUGUGGCCCGUCACCUCAUUUUAGCUGGCCCGUCUCCACAUUUUAUGUGGCCCGCUACGUCAUUUUACUUGGCCCGCCGCAUCAUUUUACGUGUCCCGUCAUUUAAUUGGCCCGCUACGUCAUUUUAGUUGGCCCGUCACGUCAUUUUAUAUGGCCCGUCCUUUUUUUAUUGUGGUCCACCACGUUAUUUUUCAUGGUCUGCCACGUCAUUCAAUGUGACCCGUCACCUCAUUUUAACUGGCUCGUCUCCACAUUUUAUGUGGCCCGCUACGUCAUUUUACUUGGCCCGUCACGUAUAUAGUGUGGUCCACCCCAUUAUUUAACAUGGUUUGCCACGUCAUUCAAUGUGACCCGUCUCCUCAUUUUAUUUGGCCGGCUACGUCAUUUUACUUGAUAGAUCACGUCAUUUUACUUGGCCCGUCACGUCAUUUUACUUGGCCCGCCGCAUCAUUUUACGUGUCCCGUCAUUUGAUUGGCCCGCUACGUCAUUUUAGUUGGCCCGUCACGUAUAUAUUGUGGUCCACCACAUUGUUUAACAUGGUCUGCCACGUCAUUCAAUGUGGCCCGUCACAUCAUUUUACAUGGCCCGUCUCCUCAUUUUAUUUGGCCCGUCAUGUGACCUGCUACGCAAUUUUACUUGGCUGGUCACGUCAUUUUAUUUGGCCCGUCGCAUCAUUUUACGUGUCCUGUCAUUUAAUUGGCCCGCUACUUCAGUUUAAUUGGCCUGUUACGUCAUUUAAAUGGCCUGUCACGUAUAUAGUGUGGUCCACCCCAUUAUUUAACAUGGUUUGCCACGUCAUUCAAUGUGACCCGUCUCCUCAUUUUAUUAGGCCGGCUACGUCAUUUUACUUGGCCCGUCGCAUCAUUUAUCUGGCCCGCUACUUCAUUUUAUUUGACCCAUCACGUCAUUUUAUGUGGCCCGUCAUUUAAUUGACCCGUUACUUCAUUUUAUUUGGCCUCUUAAGUCAUUUUAUUUGGCCCGUCACACUUUAUUUGACCCGUCACGUCCUUUUAUAUGGCCCGUCAUUUAAUUGGCCCGUUACUUCAUUUUAUUUGGCCUGUUAAGUCAUUUUAUUUGGCCUGUCACAUUUUAUUUGGCCCGUCACGUCAUUUUAAAUUGCCCGUCACGUAUAUAUUGUAGUGCACCACAUUAUUUAACAUGUGGCCCUCACAUCAUUUUAUGUGGUCUUUUAACGUAUUUUAAAGUGUCCCGCCACUUCAAUUAAUGUGACUUGCUAUGUCAUUUAAGAGGACCUACCACAACAUUUUGUCGUCUGCCACAUCAAUUAAAUUGGCCCUCUGAGGGCUGCCAUAAAUGCAGAGUGGCCCUCAAAAUAAAAGGAGUUGACACCCAUGUUGAAGACUGAGUCAAACAAACAUUUGAUGGUUGUUGUUGACCUACCUGCCUAAGAAGGAAGGACCAAGGAGAUGAUCCACUUCUUGGAAACCACCACGGUCCAAAAAUUGGACAUUUUAUUUCUGUUUGACAAAAGUUAGCUUUGUCUGCUAUUCUUACACAAUCCCAUCCGUUUGGGGCCCCAUGGUGUGUAAAGAAGCGCACACAGUGUCUGUGAACGACUGUCUUCCCAGCCCCUUCCUGCUCCAUCAUUGACCAGAAUACAACGCCACCCAACUUCCAUCCCAUGGCGUGGCGUUCAAAUCCUGGCGUUAGUUGAGUUAGGAAGGAUAGAAGAUUUAUGUUAGUGAUACUAAAAAUUUUACUUUGCACUAAAAAAAAAAUAUAUACAUUUUAAAUUUAUUUUAGUGCCAAACUUGCAUCUAAUUCCGGGGUGUCCAAACUUUUUCCACUGAGGGUUGCACACUGAAAACUUAACGCACACGGCGGCCAUUUUGAUAUUUUUCUUUUUCAAAACCAAUAAAAUAUAUUGAUUUUUUUUUUUUUUUUUUCGUUUAGGGCUCCUCUCAAGUUUGGUACUGGGGACCCGUCUUUUUUUUUUUUUCCAAAGCUUAAAUCUCUGGAUCAACUUCAGAUCUGUCGAUGCAAAGUUUAGAUUUUUUUAUGCCUUUUUUUUAACUAAAGAAAACCCGUUUUUUUAUGGCAAAAAGACAAAAUAGGCAAUACUUCCCCUCAAAAAAUGGCAACAUGGAAUAUUUGAUAAGUAAUUAGAGACUUGAAUAGAUAAAUAAUUCAUAACAUUGAUUUUUCUUCUUUUUUUUUGGAGCCAAAAAAAAGAAAGAAGUCCAACAAAUCCAUCCAUCCGUCCAUUUUUUCUACCGCUUGUCCCUUUUGGGGUGGCGCGGGGUGCUGGAGCCUACCUCAGCUGAAUUUGGGCGGAAGGCGGCGUACACCCUGGACAAGUUGCUACCUCAUCACAGGGCCAACACAGAUAGACAGUCAUCAAGCACCCCCCACGACCCAAAAAGGGACAAGCAGUAGAAAAAAGAUAGAUUUUUCUAUUCUUUUUUUUUUUUUUUUUUUGGAGCAUCCAUCCAUCCAUUUACUACCGCUUGUCCCUUUUGAGGUCGCGGAGGGGCGCUGGUAACUAUCUCAGCUACAAUCGGGCGGAAGGCGGUGCACACCCUGGACAAGUUGCCACCUCAUCACUGGGCCAACACAGAUAGACAGUCAUCAAGCACCCCCCGCAACUCCAAAAGGGACAAGCAGUGGAAAAUGGAUGGGUUUUUCUAUUCUUUUUUUUUUUUUAACAAAAAAAGAAAAGUCCAACCAUAAUUAUUGGGAUCCAUUAAUAAGUGUUUAAAAUAAAUAAAUUGGCCUUAGUGUGUGAAUGUUGUCUGUCUAUCUGUGUUGGACCUGCGAUGAGGUGGAGACAUGUCCAUGGUGUACACUGCCUUCCGCCUGAAUGCAGCUGUGAUAGGCUCCAGCACCCCCCGCAACCCUAAAAGGGAUAAGCACUAGGAAAUGGAUGGAUUUUUUUUUUUGAGCAAAAAAAGAAGUCCAACCAAAAUUAUUGGGUAUCCACUCAUAAGUGUUCAAAAUAAAUAUAUAAUAAAUAUUUAUACUUUCAACACUUAAAUAUCUAGAUCAACUUCAGAUCAUUAUGUUACUUUUUUUUUGUAAUAGAAAACAUCAAAAUAUGCAAUUUUUCCCCUUAAACUAUUUUAAAGGAAGUAAUUGGUGCUAUCAAUAAUUCAUAACCAUCCAUCCAUUUAUCUACCGCUUGUCCCUUUUGGGCUCGUGGGGGAUGCUGGAGCCUAUCUCUGCUGCACAUGGGCGGAAGGCGGGGUACACCCUGGACAAGUUGCCACCUCCUCACAGGGCCAACACAGACAACAUUCACACUCACAUUCACACACUAGGGCCCAUUUAGUGUUGCCACUCGACCUAUAAUUCAUAACAUUGAUUUUAAUUUCGUAUGUUUUUAUUUAUUUUUUUGCAUUUUAAAGAAUAAAACAGGCUAAAUUGCUGCUUAGUUUUUUGCUUGUAGCAUUUUUAAAAUGUACCGUGGGCCGUCAAUUUAUCAGCUGCAGGCUGCAAAUGGCCCCCAGGCUGCACUUUGGACACCUCUGAUGGACUAAUAUAAAAAUGAGCCAUUUUAAAGGCCUACUGAAACCCACUACUACCGACCACGCAGUCUGAUAGUUUAUAUAUCAAUGAUGAAAUAUUAACAUUGCAACACAUGCCAAUCGGCCUUUUUAGUUGACUAAAUUGCAAUUUUAAAUUUCGCGCGAAGUGUCGUGUUGAAAACGUCGGUAUGAUGACGCGUGUGCGUGACGUCUCGGAUUUUAGUGGACAUUUUUUUCCAGCCUGAUCCCACCUUUAAGUAGUCUGCUUUAAUCGCAUAAUUCCACAGUAUUCUUGACAUAUGUGUUGCUGAAUCUUUUGCAAUUUGUUCAAUUAAUAAUGGAGACGUCAAAGAAGAACGAUGUAGGUGGGAAGCGUAUUCCAGCUGCCUUUAGCAACACAAACAUAGCCGGUGUUUCCUUGUUUACAUUCCCGAAGGUGAAGCUUUACUAUGGAACAGAGCGGUCAAGCGAACAUGGUUCCCGACCACAUGUCAACCGGCAUUUUUCGGUGAGAAAAUUGUGGGAAUAAGUCGGCUCUUACCGUAGACAUGAGUGGAGCUUGCGUCGUUCCUCGUGCACCUGUCAAAGAGGAAGCUGCGUGGCUUCCCUCAGAGACACUGGCGGUCACCACACCCCUCCGACUUUCAGGUACGACAGUAUAACCUCACUACAACACUAGUAACACAAUAAGCAGAUAAGGGAUUGUCCAGAAUUAUCUUAGUAAAUGUGUCUACUAACAUCUGAAUCACUCCCACUACCCUGUCUAUUUUUUUAUUUAUUUGUUUUCUAGUCCUUUACUCUCACUAUCCUCAUCCACAAAUCUUUCAUCCUCGCUCAAAUUAAUGGGGAAAUCGUUGAUUUCUCGGUCCGAAUCGCUCUCGCUGGUGGCCAUGAUUGUAAACAAUGUGAGGGUGUGAGGAGCUCCACAACCCGUGUACAGGCAAGGCUUUUUUAUUAGCGACCAAAAAUUGUGAAUUUUAUCGUGGUUUUCUACAAAAUCCUUUCAGCAAAAAUAUGGCAAUAUCGCGAAAUGAUCAAGUAUGACACCUAGAAUGGACCUGCUAUCACCGUUUAAAUAAGAAAAUCUCAUUUCAGUAGGCCUUUAAAGUAAAAAGUGUGAGAGAAUAAGACAUAAAACUUAGCCAUGUUUUUCCAAUUAGCGCCAAGCUAAGAUGUUAGCAUUUUAAAGCUACGUCGCUGUUUUUUUUUUUGUUUUUUUUUUUUAAGUUUGACCAACAAAAAUCAUUUCGAGUUGAUUUUUACUUCUUCAGUUUAAAAGUGUCAAAAAUGCUCCGUUGUGAUAAAACUGUUAACUUUUGAAGUUUUUAUGCAAAGGGGAGGCGGAAGUCAAUGUGAAGUGGUUAGCUUGUUAGCUAACUUGUGCGGUGACCUUCAACGUUUCGUUUGUGAGUUCCAAGUGAAACGUGACUUUUGAAAUGUUUUUUUUUUUGGUGGGGUUUUCUGCUGGCGAAACUUUCGCCUUCGGUGUUCUCAGGUGACUCCUCAGUGGUUUAAUCAUUAAAAUAAUUUCAAAAUAA
Molecule: messenger RNA, 8220 nt
Organism: Nerophis ophidion (straightnose pipefish)
Lineage: Eukaryota; Metazoa; Chordata; Actinopteri; Syngnathiformes; Syngnathidae
Exons: 3
Coding region: 151-1350 (399 amino acids)
Biological process (GO): negative regulation of MAPK cascade; protein dephosphorylation
Cellular component (GO): cytoplasm
Molecular function (GO): MAP kinase tyrosine/serine/threonine phosphatase activity; protein tyrosine/threonine phosphatase activity
Source: RefSeq, a predicted model, not a curated record